AUGCCAAAACAUCCAAAACUGAAUAAAUUUGUACACGAAAAAUCAUUCAAGAGUUUGGCUGAGUCAGUUGAAUUUCACGAAGAAGCUUUAAAUAACGGUAGAUACAUCAAAGGGUUCUUUACCAGUGAUGAUAUGACCUUAAAAGCAGCUCAUGAAAUUUUAGCUGGAAAUCCUUAUGAAACGUUUUUAACUGAUUUGUUACUUAAACCUCCUUCACAAUCCAUUCGUGAACAGCGAUCACGUGAGAUUACAUUGUGUGCUAUUGAAAAUUUUCCAGAAUAUCUUCCUGAAUAUAAUAAGUAUAAAAAUGAAAUAUCAUUGGUUUCAGUAGGUGGACCAGCAGCACUGGAUACUUCCCUAAUUGCCAGCAUUAAUAGCAAUAUGAAGAAGAUGCAACAGAAUAUCUAUAUAUCUGGUCCCUUUUCUGAAAGUAAUCUGGCUUACUCUGCAUUGCAACUUCAUGUACGACAUGGAACAGCUUUAAAUGCAGACCGACAUUUAACAGGACACGCAUUAAUGUGGCCAUUUUUAGUGCGCAGUGUCAUGGGUUGUCCGAUAGAAGAAGCAUUGCACCCUGAUUUUCGAAAAAUCGAUAUGAAAUUUUCUAGUAUUACUCCAGAGAAAUUGAAUAUUUAUCUUCGAAAUGAGUUCAAUUGGUUGUGGCAAGCUGUACGCUAUCGAUUCGGUCUUAUGACUGAACACGAUCUUAAUCGUCUGGAGUCAGCACUUUCACAAGAUUUACUUCAUCGAAUUGAACAUGUUAUCGGAGUGAAUCUCAGUAGUAAUGCUAACAGAGACCCAAAGCAAUCUAUUUCCAUUCAUGUGGACUUGACUCAAGAGGGAAGCGAAGCAACACGCGCUGAAAAUCGACUAAUGAAAGAAACUGUUGGAAUCGAAUCUGAACCCCUUGAUGAUCAUGAUAAGAGUUUUUUUUUUGGUGAACAAAAGAAAAAUGUUGUUCAAGCAACUCGAUACCCAACUGAUGGCAAUUUAUUUCUCGAAGCUCAAUGUAUUGAAGAGAACAUUAUUAUGAACAAUGGUGGUCAAUGUUUAAAACAACAUAUAUCGCGCAUUCUUUUCGCUGAAGAUAAAAGUCUUUCUGGCAAAGCUCGCCUAGCUGGAAUAGUCACAGAAAGUGGCCAGUUCAUUUAUGCCUCUCAUUUGCAUUUAAGCCCAGGUUAUAAAGCUAAAUUCAAGUUUGGUACAGCAAAAAAGAGUACAUUCUAUCGAAAUCUGACUAAUAAGUUAAAAAAUCAAUUUAAUAUAGACCCUCCGGUCCCAGGACAUCAUCUUACUGUUGCGACUGGUACUUCGAUAAAUGCAAUAAUGCGGAAUGAUUCUCAUUUGAAAAGAAUCAUUGCUACUUACGGAACUACGCCUCAAUAUGCAGUAACAAACAGCCAUUGGACCAUGUUGGCUAAAAACGAAAACUAUAUCUUGAUGCGUAUUACAGGUGGUGGUACGACUGGUGAAGAAAACUAUAAUCCUGCUUAUUUUCUUAAUCUGAUAGCUAAUACUGAACGUCUUUUUGGUCCGGAAGCUCUUGUUGGUAUACUGUCUACCUAUGGAUGUCCGCGUAGUAUAAAUGCUCGCAAUUCUACAGAGUUUUUCAAAGCAAACAAUGUAUUGAUAUCGUAUGGUAAAGGUGGCACAGGAAAUACUAAACGGCAUGCUGAAGCAGUAAUUGCACUACUCGAAUUAGGUUUUGACCAAACUGUAACUGAUCUUUUCGAACACUGCUCAACUUAUGACGGAAAGUCAAUGACACAAGUGAUCAAAUACAUUCACGAAAAAUCCAAAGAUAUGCGCUUUAUCUAUAGUGGGGACGCUCACAUCAAUCGUCGUUUAGGAUACGACGGCAGGCUAACCAACGGCGAAAAUUUAUCUUUGUUAUGCUUUAUUAUUUUGCUAUUUGGAUUAUUUAGAUCUAUGCUGAGUGCUUGA
Molecule: messenger RNA, 1944 nt
Organism: Rotaria socialis
Lineage: Eukaryota; Metazoa; Rotifera; Eurotatoria; Philodinida; Philodinidae
Source: the annotation of a GenBank genome assembly